ACGCCGUCCCACGUGUCCUUGCCUCUCCCCUCUCAUCCAUGCCUCGCACACCACAGCGGAGUGGUGGAGUGUACCAUCUGGGCUGGGGAGGGGAAGGAGCAGAGGGGAUGAGCGGCGGCGGCGGCGGCGGCGGCGGAGUGCUGGGCGCCGGCUCGUCGUACCAGAGCUUCGUCCGCACCGCGCUGGAACAGACCCGCCUCCGCACCGCCCUCACGCCCCACCCCUCGCAGGAAAAGUUCAGGCUCAUACGAGCCAACGACGAUGCUGCUGUUUUGGACGCUCUCUCAUUCAGCGCCCCCAAGAUCAGACUGCUUCGCAGCUUGACGGUUGAGAAGAAAAACUCGGUUCAGGUUCUUGACUUUGCUGCUUUCUCUGAACCUGAAUAUGAUCUUCCUAUAUUUUGCGCCAACGCUUUUACGACUCCUGCACAGAGUAUCGUUGUCUUGGACCUCAAUCCGCUAUACGAUAUAACUGAAGACAAGGAUUACAAAGAUAAAUACUACAGGAAUUUGAUGCCUCUUAUACACAAGUAUAGUGAGGUGCUUGGAUCUUAUCCUUCACCCCAAAUAUAUUACCCCAGUCUUCUUCUAUUAGCUUUAUACAUAGAGUGCUAUCUUUAUUUAGAGAAAAUGCAGCUUCUGCCAUGGGGUGGCAAGAUUACGAGCGAAUCUCUGAGAUUCUUCUCUCCAAUCGUGAUCUGGACUAUAUUUGAGCCCACUGAACGUAACCAUCAUGUUCUGUAUUCAGCUUUGAUGGAUUACUAUAAGGUUUGGCUUCAGUUAACGGAUCAAGCAACUGAAGAAAAUGACACAACGAAAGUUGUUCGUAACAGAGAAGCGCAACAUAGAUAUCUCACAUGGAGGGCUGAAAAGGAUCCUGGGUUUCCACUUCUGAAGAAGUUGAUUGGUGAAAGCCAUGCCAAGGAUUUGGUGACUGAGUUCCUGUUCGAAGGAGUGCAUUCUCUUGGAACUAAAUCUUUCCUGGACUAUUUUCGCGAGUACGCAUGUGACGACGGGACAGUAAACAAGAAGAGGAGUAUGAUCGGGAAAUCUUUCGAAGAUAGGCCUUGGGAUGCUACGGGAGAAUUCAUUGGUGGCAAGGAUGCAGGAUGAGAUCUUUUGAUGCAGGAUGAUAUCUUUUGCAGUAGGAUCCACAUGGGCAUUCUUAGGGUUUUGCUGAGCUCCUAGCGAUUCACGGCGCUCUUGCUUCUCAGGUUUCAUUUUAACGUUCUUCGUUACACGCUGUCCGGGCUAAUUUGCAUCCAUGUAAUUUCAUCUGAGUUCUCUGUGUAGCUUAGAAAACAUGUGUAAUAUUUGAUUGACCCUGAUAAGUUUUUAUGGCAAGUUUAGCGA
Triticum aestivum (bread wheat) is the source of this 1352-nucleotide messenger RNA. RefSeq names its product phytochromobilin:ferredoxin oxidoreductase, chloroplastic. NCBI's taxonomy places the organism in Eukaryota, Viridiplantae, Streptophyta, Magnoliopsida, Poales, Poaceae. Gene Ontology annotation, biological process: phytochromobilin biosynthetic process. The transcript is spliced from 7 exons. Gene Ontology annotation, molecular function: cobalt ion binding; phytochromobilin:ferredoxin oxidoreductase activity. The record is from RefSeq and is a predicted model, not a curated record. Bases 39 to 1112 code for a protein of 357 amino acids.